Messenger RNA from Procambarus clarkii (red swamp crayfish), 486 nucleotides. NCBI's taxonomy places the organism in Eukaryota, Metazoa, Arthropoda, Malacostraca, Decapoda, Cambaridae. The record is from RefSeq and is a predicted model, not a curated record.
UAUAUACAGCGGAGACAUUAUGGUGUUCCCCACUCCGCCCACCACCUCCAAAUAUUACGGUGUCAACAUUCAACACUGCAAGUCAGCAUCCCGGGAACAGCAGGUCAACAUGGUGGCCACGUGGAACAGUCGUCUGGUGCUAGUGUUCUCUCUGCUAAUGUUGCAUAAGGCAUUUGCUUCUCCCGAGAUAUCUGAUGUUGCAGCAGUUUUCUCCAGUGGUUUUCCAGGUAUUAUUCCAUCAGGAAGAACCAUCCGUGGCCAAUGUAAGCCAUGUCCAAUAGACCAUCACCUCAUAUCAUACAAAAAUUGCCAGUGCGCCAAGACCUGGAACGAGCCUGGCAUUUGACCUCGCCACAUACUAACCAGUAAGUCCAAGCUUUCCUACAUGUUCGUAAGUGAUUUGUGCAAAGUGACUUAAUUAGUAAAAAUUAAUUGAGUAUGGGAAAGACUAGUUGGCCUGUACACCAGAGACCAACAACAGUACCA